AUGGACAUGGACUUGCUGGACGCUCUGGACGAGAUGCUGGCCUGCACGGACGAACCCAUCGAGACGGGUGAUAGUGAAGGAAGCCACGACGACGAGCUGUUUGUCCAGUGGAAGAAAAUAGCCGACCGACAAAAAGUCGAAGCGGAUCGCUCCGUGGUAGAGAAUCUUAAGCUGAGGUCCAUGCUAGACGGGCAGUUAAAGAUGGCCAGGAGUCUAGAGGCGGCUAUCCAGCACCAACAUGAGGAAGCUGCUCAGCUGUUGUCUCUGCAUCGUGUCAAGGCCGAGCUAAACGCCAUUGACAGAGGCAGAAGGCCACGCGCCAUUAGCUUAUCGGAUGAUCUCAUCUUUGCUCAACUUAACAUCGGACUGGAAGCGCAAUACGCAGAGUUUGACUCGGUUAUCGACAAGACGGGACUUGCAAAGCUGUUGCAGAGCUCAAAUCAAAUCCAGACGCUCCACACUCCGCAAGGUAUCGCUUUCCGCCAAGGAGAAGCCCGACUACUUCCCUUCACUAUGCCCGCAGUUCCUCGCGCGAUGUGGAGUUGUGUACGCUACGGCAAGGCGGAGGAGCUGACGGGUCAUAUCCACACUCGAGUUGUUAAUAAUGACCACCUGAAUGUCACGAUCGUCGAUAAGGUGCAGCUGGCAAAGUCUCACAGCAUCGACACGUGUGCUAGACUGGCGAUGCGCCGCUACUUCGAGCAGAAUCGAAUCAUCGUCGUGUGGAGCGGAUACGUGGAAAUCACGGGCUCCUUCUUCGUGCGUCUUCGUGAAAGAUGA
This is a messenger RNA of Phytophthora infestans T30-4, 780 nucleotides long. RefSeq lists its product as uncharacterized. The record is from RefSeq and is a predicted model, not a curated record. The transcript is spliced from 2 exons. Lineage: Eukaryota; Oomycota; Peronosporomycetes; Peronosporales; Peronosporaceae. Bases 1 to 780 code for a protein of 259 amino acids.